Molecule: messenger RNA, 240 nt
Organism: Symbiodinium necroappetens
Lineage: Eukaryota; Dinophyceae; Suessiales; Symbiodiniaceae
Source: the annotation of a GenBank genome assembly
GCCCUGCGCGAGGCGCGGAGGGAGGCAGACUACCCACAGGCUGCUCCCGUUCUGAAGGAGUUGGGUGCGCUGGACGAGCAGGGCAGGAUCAACUGGAAGCAGCUCCAACAGAGCAGGCUCUUUACCGAGCUGAACCGGGUAUUUUGGCGCCAACAGGUGCACGGUGCAAGUUUUGGUCUCGCCGGGGCUUUGUUGGCCAAGUGGGUUCGCCGGCGCGAGGAUGCUCUCAAAAACGGCUGA